Messenger RNA from Pararge aegeria (speckled wood butterfly), 1770 nucleotides. Its product is annotated as putative inorganic phosphate cotransporter. Lineage: Eukaryota; Metazoa; Arthropoda; Insecta; Lepidoptera; Nymphalidae. The record is from RefSeq and is a predicted model, not a curated record. Gene Ontology annotation, molecular function: transmembrane transporter activity. The transcript has 9 exons. Bases 67 to 1677 code for a protein of 536 amino acids. Gene Ontology annotation, biological process: monoatomic anion transport; transmembrane transport.
GCCAGUAAAAAUUGUUAUAGUAUGAAAGAAUUAAAUCUUAUUAUUUAGUAAAACUAAAGAAGAAUUAUGGAAGAAAAUAAAGUAGUUCCAAUUGAUACUCUUCUCCCUAUUGAAAUAGUUGCAGAUUCGUUAAAAGAAGAAGGAAUAUUUUUGAGGAUACUGCGUGCUUCUUGUCCGAUUCCACAGCGGUACGUAUUUGCUAUCAUAGGAUUGCUCGGGAUAAGCAAUGCAUUUACAAUGCGUGUGAGUUUGAAUAUAGCAAUUACACAAAUGGUAAAUCGAUCUAAGGUUUUGACAGAUCAUUUGGACCCCAAUGCGUGUCCUAGUGAUGAAGUGCUCGGUGUUGUUGUUAAGAAUAAUACAAGACCAUAUGCCAUUUACGAAUGGAAUGAAGAAACACAAGGAUUUCUUUUAAGUGGAUUUUACUACGGAUAUGUAACAACGCAAGUUUUAGGAGGUUUCUUGGCAGAAAGGUACGGUGGCAAAUGGGUUUUGGGGAUCGCACUACUAAGCACUGCUUUGUUUACAUUUAUGACUCCAUUUACCAUUAGAACUGGAGGUGUUACUUGGCUCUUCAUUCUGCGGGUUCUUGAGGGUAUGAGUGAGGGUCCGGCUAUGCCUAGUCUAAUGAACUUGAUGGCACGAUGGGCACCAAUCCAAGAGAGAGCGCUUAUGUCGGCUAUCCUUUUUGGAGGUGGUCAAAUGGGUAACGUUUUAGGUCCAUUAUUGUCUGGUAUCAUAUUAGCCAACGGUAGAGACUGGGCUUAUGUAUUUUAUUUCUUUGGAGGUUGCGGUGUGGUAUGGUUCGUAUUUUGGAGUAUUUUGUGCUUCAGUGACCCAAACUCGCAUCCAUACAUUUCGAAGAAGGAAUUAGAUUAUCUGAAUAAAAGUGUUGCAAAAGCUAAAAGUAACAUAAAGAAAGAUUCAGUGCCUUGGAAGGCAAUUUUGAGAUCACCACCAGCAUGGGCUUUACUUGCCGCCAACGUGGGACAUGACUGGGGUCUCUACACUAUGAUAUCGGAUCUACCAAAGUAUUCGCACGAUGUUUUAAGAUUUGAUAUAACAACCACUGGUAUUCUUACGGGAUUGCCUUAUAUUGCGAUGACAAUUUGUUCCUUCAUUUUCGGUAUGAUCAGUGAUUGCUGCAUUAAAAAUGGUUGGCAUAGUAUUAAAACCGGACGAAUUAUCUAUACAACUAUAGCUACUACAGGACCAGGAAUAUGCAUUAUUUUAGCAUCAUACGCUGGUUGCAAUAGAAGUGCCGCUAUAAGUUAUUUUAUUUUAUCAAUGGGACUCAUGGGUGGAUUUUAUUGUGGAAUGAAGAUAAAUACGUUAGAUCUAGCGCCGAAUUAUGCAGGUUCCUUAACUUCGUUCGUAAAUACGACUUCAACAUUAGCAGGCAUUAUUACACCUUAUUUAAUAGGACUGCUAACGCCUGAUUCAACAUUAGUUCAAUGGCGGACAGCAUUUUGGGUGUGCCUCGCAGUUCUCGUUCUUACAAACAUCAUAUACUGCAUAUGGACAGAAGGGGAACAGCAGUGGUGGGAUGAUGUACGACACUUGGGAUACCCACCAGGGUGGAAACACGGACCAAUCAUCAAAGAAGAAUUGACACAAAGAUCAACAGAUCCAGAAUACAUUGAAUUAACGAGAAAAUUGUGUGCAGAAAUACAUUGAAUAAUGUGUAUAAUUGUAUAUGUGUAUUUAUCUGUAUACAUAAAUCUAUACAAAUAAAGAAAACUGCAGUGCCGCCCUGUGAUUUUGAAAUUA